This is a messenger RNA of Dothidotthia symphoricarpi CBS 119687, 1732 nucleotides long. RefSeq names its product ankyrin. The transcript has 3 exons. The record is from RefSeq and is a predicted model, not a curated record. Gene Ontology annotation, biological process: regulation of DNA-templated transcription. The coding region runs from base 47 to 1732 and encodes 561 amino acids. NCBI's taxonomy places the organism in Eukaryota, Fungi, Ascomycota, Dothideomycetes, Pleosporales, Dothidotthiaceae. Gene Ontology annotation, molecular function: zinc ion binding; protein binding; DNA-binding transcription factor activity, RNA polymerase II-specific.
UCUGGAUUUCGAGCAACACACAUUUUCCAAGCUGUUGUGCCCGAUCAUGGCAUCCGCCUCAUCUUCAUCCAUGGACAUCAAACUUGCGCCUCGCCCAAGACGCAAGCCCCGCGGAAAGCUGAAUUAUCUCAGUUGCACUUUCUGUCGAAAGGCGAAAGUCAAGUGUUUGCCUGAGCAAAGGUCGUGGCCUAGUGAGAAGUGUCUUCGGUGUUCCCAAAAGGAGCUUGAUUGUUCUCCAGCACAACGAAAAAUACCACUUCUAACAAUGAAUCCUCUCACACCAAAUACAUCCCCUGAAACGACCUUCAUAACCGAGGCCAAAGAUGAACAACUUCAUGAAGCAUUCAUAUUGCUUGCGGUACAAGUUCUUCUUUUAAUGGCAACCAAAGAAUUAUUCACAAUCUGGCAAGAAUCGGACGAGCUGUUCGACUACCUACCAGGGGAAAACAUGCUUGAGAGGAUGGAUGAUUUCUGGGCCACUUACAAGGAGGUUACUGACACCAUUCAAUCAUUACUCAAGAAGAUGCCACGACUCAUCCUUGAGCAGGUGUUUUCCGCUAAUUUUGACAUUGGAUGUUGUAAACGAAGUCUCAGUGACAUUGUUGCACGCUACGAGGAUUCAGGCCAUUAUGGAAUUGCGUGUAUAGUGGCUAUCACCGUAGACCCCAGACAUGACGAAACCACAACUCUCAGAAACAGGAAACAUCUUCUGGAUACAUGGGAAGCUGUGUUCUGCAAGUUCAAACUCGACGAAAUAGGCAAAUCCAAACUGUGUUUACUAAAGACUCAGCUUUUCUUACCGAAGUCGUCACUGGAAAGUCCUGAGAUAAUGGAAGAUCUUCGUAGGGACGGACGAGUGGACUGUUUCGGUCGAUCACCUUGGUUCGCAGGUCACGACGCAGGUCUCCGUGUACCUUGGCCACAAUCUGCCCUUACAGAGAAGGAUUUCUUUGGUCGUCCAGCCUUGUUCUUAGCUUGCGGCAGAGAAGGCUACGCACUGCUUGAUCAGAUACUGCAGAUUAAUGGAACCGAAUGGAUCAAGCAAGCAUCGUCGUAUCCACAUCCUCUCCACCUCGCGGCUAGAAAAGGAUAUACAGAAGUUUUUCGAAAAUUGCGAACGGCGUAUCCACUGAACCUUAUGCUCUUUCUAGAAGAAAUAACAGACGAAGACGGACAGAACUGCGUUCACCUUGCGGUCAAAAACAGACACCUGGAUACUGUCGACUUCUUUUGUCAUAUAUCAGCCAAAAGUCUAAGUUGUCAGUCCUCUUAUGAUAAUAGGACUGCAUUGCACCUGGCUGCGGAACAGCAUUGUUCGGAUAUUGUUGAGUGCCUGAUCAAAGUUAUAGACCCUCAAGCUAUUGACAGGGGUGACGUGGAAGGCUGUACGCCCUUCUUUCUUGCGGCUGAAGAAGGAAAUCUCAAGGUGCUUCAGCUCCUUGAGAAACACGUCGAUGCGGAUCGCCCCGGUCGGCACGGCCAGACGCCACUCUCGGCUGCAGCUUCUGAAGGGCACUCAAAUGUCGUUGAAUACCUUCUGCGACUCUUCUCUUUAAAUCCCACAAAGAUCGAGAUCAAUAGGGUAGACAACUACAGAAGCACAGCACUUGACUAUGCGAUCGAUUACAAUCAUGAUCAAUGUAUGCGUUUGCUGAAGGACCGUGGAGCCUUAACAAAUGAUCAAUUAGAGUCGAGAAGGAAAAUAGAAGAACUGAAAUCUUGGGUGCUUUGA